Messenger RNA from Sycon ciliatum, 3152 nucleotides. Its product is annotated as mucin-5AC-like. The transcript has 11 exons. Gene Ontology annotation, biological process: cell adhesion. The coding region runs from base 340 to 2220 and encodes 626 amino acids. The record is from RefSeq and is a predicted model, not a curated record. NCBI's taxonomy places the organism in Eukaryota, Metazoa, Porifera, Calcarea, Leucosolenida, Sycettidae. Gene Ontology annotation, cellular component: extracellular matrix.
AAUUCCAGACUGCCGUGAACGACAGAAAUGGACAGGCACUGCGCAGGCCAAUGUGCGACGGAUGUGUCACGCACACGCGCGUGGUCAUUAUUAUAGAGGCUUUGAAGAGUGGAUUUUGCCAAUAAAGAAAAGUUUUGUUUCUUCAGUUCAACUUUUGGUCAAGACAACGCGGGGUUAGGUUCGUUCCCUCACCCGAUCGCUCGCACUAGUUUUGUAAACGCUGUCCCCAGUUGUGCGGUGCAAAGCAAAUCGGAACUCCAGUUUUUUCCUGCCAUUCUGGGGGUGCGGCGAGCAGCUCACUGAAGCGAAGCCGUGAAGGAGACCAGCACAGCAUACACAAUGAGGCGGGCGUUGCUGUCACCACUGCUGCUGUGGCUGCUGUUCACUGUAGCUAUGUUCGGUCAAGUGGCAAUCAGUGAAGUGCCUGCAGGCUGCACUUGCACCGCAAGCGGCACAGCUACAUACCGCAUGACGUUCACCGCCACGUGGACCGACCCGACACCUCCGACUAACUUUCCGCAUUGGUCAGCGCCGAUCGGAACAAGUCACAGUGCUUGCUACACGAUGUGGAGAAACGGCAUUUUCUCCUCUCCCGGCAUGAAGAUCAUGGCAGAACUCGGUGGUACCUCAACUCUGAAGAACGAGUUCACCGCACAAGGAGCUCAAACGUUGAGCACCUUUCAGUCAGGCGGCAUCGGAUCGGCCUCAGGUACAUCAACAACCACGUUCACAGUCGAUCGUUAUCACCCGUUGGCAUCCGUGGCCACCAUGAUUGCGCCGAGUCCCGACUGGUUUGUGGGCGCGUACUCUGAGAACCUGUGCGACGGCAGUAGCUGGAAGCAGUCCCUCGUCGUACAGGCUUUCCCGUGGGAUGCUGGUACUGACAGCGGUUUAGACUGGAACUCUGCUAACCAAGCCACCAGCCCGGCACAGACCAUUGCUCGCAUCACUGAGACUAGCCCACGCACGUCAGUAUACCGUAAAACCACCGGGACUACUACAUCCAUGGGCAACAUCAGGUUUGACCUUGUCGGCACUAACACAGCAAGCAGCGGAACUGAUCCGCAAUGCUCAAUGUGUGCAACACCGACAACUGUGGCAGCCACAACCACUGCCGCGCCUGCCGCGACAACCACCCCCGCACCAGCGGUGACCACCACCCCAUUGCUCAUUGGUGGCUGUUCCGGAACCCAAUACGGAUGUUGUCCGGACGGGACGACGGCCGCUUCGGGACCAAACCAACUCGGCUGUCCUUCAGUGGCAACAGGCACAGCAGCACCAGCAAUGACUACCACCGGCUUACCGGCAAUGACCACCACUCAGAUGCUCAUUGGUGGCUGUGCCGGAACCCAGUACGGAUGUUGCCCGGACGGAACAACGGCUGCGUCGGGACCAAACCAACUCGGCUGUCCUUCAGCUCCGACAAGCUCUGCUCAAGGGUCUACCGAAGCGCAGUCAUGCGGCUGUACGGCGAACGGCACGGCUACGUACCGCAUGACGUUCACGGCCACUUGGACUGACCCGACACCUCCGUCUAACUUUCCCCACUGGUCUUCGCCAAUCGGAACCAGUCACAGUGCCUGCUACACAAUGUGGAAAGGCGGUAUUCUUUCCUCUUCCGGCAUGAGGAGCAUGGCUGAAGUCGGUACCACCGGAACUCUGAGGAACGAGUUCGCCGCGCAAGGUGCAAACACGCGGUCUACGUUUCAGGGUAACUUCCUGGGCUCGGCCUCGGGUACAUCGACAGCCUCAUUCACAGCCGAUCGUUACCGACCGUUGGUAUCCGUGGCCACCAUGAUUGCGCCAAGUCCCGACUGGUUUGUGGGCGCAUACUCUGAGAACCUGUGCGACGGCAGUAGCUGGAAGCAGUCCGUUACCGUGCAGGCAUAUCCCUGGGAUGCUGGUACCGACAGCGGUGAGUCGUGGAACUCAGGCAACCAGGUCACCAGCCCGGCACAGCCCAUAGCCCGCAUCACUGCCACCAGCUCACGCACAACCGUGUACCGCAAGACGUCCGGCAGCACCGCCUCAAUGGGUACGAUCACGUUUGACCUGGUCAGCACGUCUGCAACCGACGAUGCAGCCGAUCCCAGCUGCACAACAUGUGCAGCUACCGGAACAGUUGGUAAUCCCGACCCGAGUUCGGCUGGACUCAGUGCUGGAGUCUUGGUUGGCCUCGUCGCUGCAUGUGCUGCUGUCGCCAUGGCCACAGUAGCCUGAAGACCAUGUGCUAUAGAUAACGGUGCAACGAAAACUGGCCUAGGCGGUGGAUCUGCUCUCUGGAGCGCUCUGAAACUAAAUCAGAGUGAUGCGAGAGCUCUGCCAUUGUUUGGCCAGUGCAUCUGGCCAGUUCCUCUCACUACACAAUGCGGUACGGCAGUCACCGGGCAUGCAACACCGGAAUACACAGCACCACCGCCAGGCUACAGGCAAUGACUUUUGCCAAUCCUACAAUAAUAUUCAUAGAAAUCACUCGGAUGUAGAGCCAAGGAUUAUUCAGUUUAGUUUAGUGACUGGUGGUGUUAGUGGACAUUAUAGUGUAACUUGUAGUUCCUUGGUCCUUUUCACUUUUUAUAGAAAUCACCACCAAAAAAUUACACCCCCCCUCUGGGGAUGCUUUUUUGUUGUGUAUGCAGAUCUUUACAAUUAUAGAAUUUACUGAGAUAAACAAUUCUAGGGAUCAGUUGGGGAAGUGAAGUUCUCCCAAUACUUUCAAAAUAUAAACAAUUCUAAAAAUAAUUCUAAUAUAAUUCUAUACGGGUUCUCUUUUAGAGAACCCUUGAAUGGGUCCAGUUAUAUAGUUGGACCUAUUAUUGUUUUAGAGAACCCUUAUAGAAUUAUUGAAAGCUAGAUUUGCAAUCGCGCGAGUGUGUGUGUGUGUGUGUGUGUGUGUGUGUGUGUGUGUAUGUGUGCACGCAUGUUGGGUGUUUAUCAAACAUAUAAUUAUGUUUUAUGUUCUCGACUAGCUGCUACCAAGCGGAGAGGUCAUGUCUCACGCAAGCUGUUGCCAUAGUGUCCUUUUCCUGCUUUGGAUCAAUCCCCGCAUUGUUUCCAACAUUUACCUUUCUAUAUGCUAGCUUUUUCCAAUUUAUCCUCUCUCUCAAUCAAAUUUUCGUGGCAAUAGGAUGUCAAUGAUCUUCACCAUGACCUUA